GUGCCGUUCCGCCGCCGCUGCCGGCGUGCUGCUCGCAAUAAUGGCGGUGGCCGCGCUGUGCCUCCACGGCGCGGCGGCCCAGCUGUGCGAGGACUACCACGACGACUCGUGCCCCGGCGCCUACGACAUUGUGAAGAAGGUGCUCGUCGACGCCCACCGGUCCGACGUCCGGAUCUUUGCCAGCCUCAUCCGCCUCCAUUUCCACGACUGCUUCGUCCAGGUGCUGUACCUUCACCGGCCGCGCGCCAUGGCAACCCGGCCAUGAUGAUGAGCUAAUAAUACAAACCAUCAGCAGCUUCAUCCUGUGUUUACAAUAACAGGGCUGCGACGGGUCGCUGUGUUAAAAAUAUUGGAUCACUAGAAGCAAAUCGAGAGGGGUAAAGGUAGCUUUACAGAGAAGAAAAAACUUUCUGGUAGUAGCCGUCGUUGCCUGUCAUUGCGCCGCGGUUGUCUGUGGCAACGUGGUUGGAGAAGUGGUCGCAGAGGCGUGGCGACAGCUUGGCGGCGAUGGUCGUGGCAGUGGUGAUGCAGUGAAGACCGGUGAUGGUGGUGGUUGACGCAGGGACGUCCGGCGACCCUCGGUGACGUCCAGCGUCGGGGACGCCCUCGCGGUGGCGAGGACGGUGGCGUCAGUGGGCUUCCCGCCGCUGGCAGCCUCUCCCGUAGAUCGGCUAGGGUUUGGAGGUGGGGAAACAGUAGCGGCAGCGAACCUCGUGUCCUGAGCCUCUAAUCCCACCUCCACUUUAUAGGGCUGCGCGACGGGGGCCCACCAGCCUCAUCUUGGGCUGGGCGUCCCCGAUCAGGACGCGAGUCAAGGUUGGCCCAGUCGUUGGACUGGCCCGGUGGAGAUCAAUACUAACAUUCUCCCCCUUGAUCUCACCUUUGUACUUUAAAAUUUCUCAAUUUGAACUUAACUCUUUACUUUCUCUUUA
Molecule: messenger RNA, 932 nt
Organism: Panicum virgatum (switchgrass)
Lineage: Eukaryota; Viridiplantae; Streptophyta; Magnoliopsida; Poales; Poaceae
Product: peroxidase 32-like
Exons: 1
Coding region: 41-265 (74 amino acids)
Biological process (GO): response to oxidative stress
Molecular function (GO): peroxidase activity; heme binding
Source: RefSeq, a predicted model, not a curated record